Messenger RNA from Xylona heveae TC161, 802 nucleotides. Its product is annotated as siroheme synthase middle domains-like protein. Gene Ontology annotation, biological process: siroheme biosynthetic process. The record is from RefSeq and is a predicted model, not a curated record. Lineage: Eukaryota; Fungi; Ascomycota; Xylonomycetes; Xylonales; Xylonaceae. The transcript has 3 exons. Bases 53 to 802 code for a protein of 249 amino acids. Gene Ontology annotation, molecular function: protoporphyrin ferrochelatase activity; precorrin-2 dehydrogenase activity.
CUUCACAUGUUAUGAACAUCUAGAUUCUAGACCAUCAUCUUAUCCCCUCAUCAUGUCGGGAAAAUUUCCAGAGGUUCAGGGUGGCGGUAGUCUGAUACUGGCAUGGCAAAUAAGGAACAAGCAUGUUCUUGUCAUCGGUGGUGGUGAGGUUGCAGCAGGUCGCAUUUUGAACGUCUUGAACGCCGAUGCCAAAGUCACCGUUGUUUCUCCUCGAGAGGGGCUGAACGAGGAGGUCGCCUACAGAAUUGAGAAGAAGCAAGUCGAGUACAUAGACCGCAAGUUUGAGCCGUCGGAUCUCGAUGGCGCCGACAUGGUAUUGACGGCUGUGGACGACCCUGAGGCGUCUUCACAAAUUUACAAGCUGUGUCAUGAGAGACGCAUUCCGGCAAACAUUGCAGAUGUGCCCCCUGAAUGUGACUUUUACUUUGGCAGUGUCCAUCGCGAUGGGCCGCUUCAGGUCAUGGUCAGCACAAACGGCAAUGGGCCCAAGCUUGCGAAUAUUGUUCGGAGAAAAAUUGCUGCAAGUCUGCCGGAUAACACAGGGGCUGCCAUACAAAAAGUCGGUGUGUUAAGAAGAAAAUUGCGCAAGAUCGCUCCGGCCAUAGAGGAGGGUCCAAAGCGCAUGCAUUGGAUGUCCAAGAUUUGCGAGUCUUGGAGCCUAGAGGAUCUGUGUGAAAUGGAUGAAAAAGAUAUGGAUGAGCUGCUCAAGUCAUAUAAGAGUGGAGACGUCCCAUGCCUGCAUGAAGUUCGGCAUGAAGGGGAACCUGUCGUUGGCUUUGAAGGUAGCUUUGGCUGGUGGUGA